AUGGGUUCCAGAGAACGCUACUCGCGGAUAUUGUCGCUUGUAUUCAGCGCUGCAGUGAUUCGCUGCGUUGAGGCAUCAUCGGCAUCUAAACCGGGCUUCAACUUGACAACUGAAACGGGCUUUUUCAUCGACUCAACCUUGCACAACGGUUCGUUUGAGGACUGUGACAUCAAUACGACAUUCAUCGCCAGUUCCAGAGCAUCAGGAAACAUCACCUUUAACGUCCUCAAGUGUUGGGAAAACGAUCCAAUAAGUACUUCUUUUUACGGCCCCGUUAUGUAUGCUCCCGUGUACGCUUCACUAUGUCUUGGCCUCUGGUCGGUCGUGGCAAACAGCCUCCCGCUAGCUGCCAUCAUGAAACACGAACAUCUCCACACACCUGCGUACAUCCUCAUGGCCAACCUGGCGGCCAGCGACGUUCUGACUGGUAUAGACUUCAUUUUUACUGGUAGUUCGGUUUUGUACAACGUCAACACCGAGACCUGUCCGUCCGACGCCAUGUUGCGACUCCGGUUCACCCUCGUCUUGCUCUGCGGACUGUCAUCAGCCUACAGUUUGCUAGCCUUGACGGCUGAGCGCUACUGGUUCAUCGUCCACGGGAUGACAUACGUCAACAACGUCACCAACGACAAGUGUAAGGUCGUUGUCUUGAUCGUCUGGCUGUGGUCUGUGUUGCUGGCGAUGCUGCCCAACUUCGGGUGGCACUGCGCGAGUCGUACGGAGGAGGGAUGCCUGCGAUUCGGCGGAGGAUUGCCCCUCAGCUACGUGGUGCUCAUCUUAGCGUUUGUUUUCAUCCCGAUGGCCGCGAUCGUCUUUUUCAACCUGAGCGUCUUCUGGUGUCUCUGGAAACACGUGAGCGCCAUCGCUGCACAAGAAGCCGCCGUGGGAGCCCCGCCGAGCGUCAGCAGAAAAUCCGCGGUCACUGUCGUCAUCAUCACCGUAGUGUUCCUCGUGGGGUGGUUGCCAUUUUCUAUCAAGAUGGCCAUGUUCACUCAAGACAAGGUUUCUAUCGCUAAUAUGUUUGUCUUCAUCAUCUUGAACUCCGCCAUCAACCCUGUGAUCUACGGGUUCCGUCUGCAGGAGGUACGUCGGGGCGUCGCACGGCUCUUCCGUAACAACCACGCCGGAAACGUCGAACUCGAUGCGUAG
Branchiostoma floridae (Florida lancelet) is the source of this 1149-nucleotide messenger RNA. RefSeq names its product G-protein coupled receptor 6-like. The transcript has a single exon. Lineage: Eukaryota; Metazoa; Chordata; Leptocardii; Amphioxiformes; Branchiostomatidae. Gene Ontology annotation, biological process: G protein-coupled receptor signaling pathway. The record is from RefSeq and is a predicted model, not a curated record. Gene Ontology annotation, cellular component: membrane. Bases 1 to 1149 code for a protein of 382 amino acids. Gene Ontology annotation, molecular function: G protein-coupled receptor activity.